Cyprinodon variegatus (sheepshead minnow) is the source of this 9476-nucleotide messenger RNA. RefSeq names its product CREB-binding protein-like (gene crebbpa). Gene Ontology annotation, cellular component: histone acetyltransferase complex; transcription regulator complex; nucleus. The transcript is spliced from 31 exons. Gene Ontology annotation, biological process: positive regulation of transcription by RNA polymerase II. Gene Ontology annotation, molecular function: histone acetyltransferase activity; chromatin DNA binding; zinc ion binding. Lineage: Eukaryota; Metazoa; Chordata; Actinopteri; Cyprinodontiformes; Cyprinodontidae. The record is from RefSeq and is a predicted model, not a curated record. Bases 808 to 8142 code for a protein of 2444 amino acids.
AACUUUUUUGUAUCGAAGGAAUCAACAGCCGCCAUCUUGUCGUGGCUCGGAAUUGGGAUUUCGAUCCAACACUGGAUUUCGCGUAGAAAUACAGUAUCCUUACCAGACUGUGACAGCGUCCUUCUGUCGAAAACGAAACCUUAACGUCGCGCCUGGAACAUUUUGUGCGAAAAAAACUGGAAUCAGAACGGUGGUCGUCGGGCAGAAUUGCUCCGUAUAUCUGAUUUCCCCUUCAGAGUGCGGCGAUUCGAGCCCCCUGUCGCCCGUUCGGGAGCAGCGUUGUUUACCGUCCGCUACCCGAGGACGAGACCGCGGCUUUCGAGGAGGAUUUUUCCCCCAGAAAUUGCAUUUUUUGUGCAAGUGUGCAAUUUUGCGGAGCUUCGCGCGAUUUUUGCAUGAAGAAAUUUGACGUCACGCAAAAUGGGUACUUUAAACAUUUAGGAAUUACGACUUUUCUCCCGGUAUGCAGCAACUUAUCUAAUUUAUCUGGAUUGACUCAUUGAAGCCGGAUUUUUACAUGGGGACUCUUUUAUUUUCGGUUAUUUAAUGGUAAUAAUGUGGGUGUUGGGUGUUGGAUUAUCAUGGGGUGAAUGGCGGUGGCGAAGCGGGGCGCUAUUGCAUCUCUUUUGAAAGACGUUGACUCUUAACAGCGAGGAGUAGCUAACAGUUGCCAGAGCAAUUAGCCAGUUAGCUAACUAAGCUGCCAACUUGCUAAUGUGCUAACUGGGAAGGCUCCGCCCGAUUAAAACACUUCCCUGUCACAAGUUAGUGCAUAAUUAAGAAACCUGAAAGACUUUGAAGACAACUAUGGCUGAAAACUUGCUGGAUGUCGGACCUCCUAGCUCCAAGCGACCGAAACUGAGUUCACCUGCCCUAUCAGCGUCUGAUGGACAAGAUUUAGGGUCUUUGCCGUGGGAUGAUUUAGAAAACGAUCUGCCAGAUGAGUUGAUCCCAAAUGGAGGAGACUUAAGCCAGUUAGGUGGGUUGCCUUCAAAUGGCGGAGCUACUCCCGGAGGCGGCGGACCCGUUCAAGAUGCAGCCGCCAAACAUAAGCAGCUCUCGGAGCUUCUUCGAGCUGGAAGCACCUCCAGCAUCACAGGCACUGGGCUCAACUCUGCAAGCCCUCAACCUGGCAGCAUGGGCUCCCAGCUCGGGACACCUUUGGGCAAGAGCCCCCUCGGCCAGGGUUCUCCUAACAGCCACUCGUCCCCUCAGGGCCAGAAACCAGGAACACCAACUGGAGUAGUAGGACAGAACAGUAACAAUAAUACCACAGCUAUGGGUUUGGGAUCGACGGGAUUUAACCAAACAAUGAUGAACAACAGCCCGGGCCAUGCAGGACUUUUAGGCCAAGGGGGGCAGCCUCAGCCUGGGCAGGUGAUGAAUGGGGGUCUCGUACCCAGCGCCGGUAGGGGACGGGGCGCUGGUGUGGCAGGUAUGCAGUAUCAAGCAGCUGCAAUCCCAGGAAGCGCACCUGGACCUGGAGCAUCUGGGAGCGCGUUGGUAGAGACACUUACCCAGGGAGGACAGCAGAUGGGAGCUCACACCACCCUCAGCGCAGCCCAGCAGGCAGGCAAUAUGAACAAGAUGGGCCUGGGUAGCAAUGGAAGUCCGUUUGGGGCUCAGCCUUAUGGUCAGGGUGCUGCUGGACCGGGCCAGCAGCUAAAUCCUCCGCAGCAGCUCCAGAACAAAGCUGCGCUUCCCAACAGCCUGCCACCAUUCCCCAAUGAGCUCAAAGGGGCUGCUGUCACUAGCGUGCCAAACAUGCAGCUCCAGCAGCCGCAGCAGCAGCAGGCAGGGAUGCUCCCGCUGGCCAGCAGCGGAGGUGUGGCGGUGCCUUCGGCAGGACCAACAGCUGAUCCAGAGAAACGCAAGCUGAUCCAGCAGCAGCUGGUCCUGCUGCUUCACGCACACAAGUGCCAGAGGAGAGAGCAGGCUAACGGGGAGGUGAGAAGCUGCGCCCUUCCUCACUGCCGCACGAUGAAGAACGUCCUCAACCACAUGACCCACUGCCAGGCUGGGAAAUCCUGCCAAGUGGCUCACUGCGCAUCGUCCAGACAGAUCAUCUCCCAUUGGAAAAACUGCACACGACACGACUGUCCGGUCUGCCUCCCGCUGAAGAAUGCGAGCGACAAGCGAACCCAGCAGCCUCUGCUGAGUUCCCCAAACACCGGCCUCCAGAACCCCAUGUCCUCUGUUGGCAUGGGUCAGCCCAGCGCACCCACCAUCAAUACCUCAACUCCCAUAGACCCCAGCUCCAUGCAGAGAGCCUACGCAGCACUCGGUUUGCCCUACAGCAGCCAGGCGGCUGGACAGGCUACAGCUCAGCAGGCCCCAGGACAAACAGGAGCCCAGAACUCCCAGACCCAGCUUGCUCAGCAGAUGAGACCCAUCAGCACUAUCGGUAACCAGAUGCCUCUUGGAGGCGGGACAAUGGGUGGGACUGCGUCAGAACAGACCAAUCUGCACACUGACUCCCUUUCCAACACGCUCAACACUAACAAUCAGCUGCUGUCAGACGGCUCUGUGGGCCAGAUGGGAAGCCUGCCCACAGCAGCACCCGUCUCUUCCACAGGCGCCAGGAAGGCCUGGCAUGAGCAUGUCACUCAGGACCUGCGCAAUCACCUCGUUCACAAACUAGUACAAGCCAUAUUCCCUACCCCUGACCCGGCUGCUUUAAAGGACAGGCGAAUGGAAAAUCUGGUCGCCUAUGCGAGAAAAGUCGAGGGAGACAUGUAUGAGUCGGCGAACAGCCGGGAUGAGUAUUACCACUUCCUGGCUGAGAAGAUUUACAAAAUCCAGAAGGAACUUGAGGAGAAGAGACGUUCAAGGCUGCAGAAGCAGAUCAUCAACCAGCCACCUAUGACUGCCCAGGCGACGCAGCAGCCUGGCCUCACGCAGCCCAACGCCUUGGGUCCACGGCCACAGAAUGGACCCGUUUCUCUACCAAACAUACCAAAUCAGAUCAUGAAUCGCAUUCAGGUUCCUCCAGGUAUGAACCAGUUCAACCACAUGGCUAUGUCCAACGCCCAGUCGUCAAUGGGACCCCGAGCAGCUUCUCCUAUGAACCACCCACAGCAAAUGAACAUGAGCUCUGUUCCCCCGGUGGGGAUGUCUCCCUCUAGGAUGCCCCAGGCACAGAGCCUGAUGCCUGGACACGGCAACAUGGUGGGCCAGACACCCAAUCAGGGGCAGUUCCUGCCUCAGACCCAGUUCACACCUGGAUCUGGUGCCGUUUCUGUGUCCAGUGCCAUGAAUGUUACAGUUGGUCCUGGCAUGGGCCAGCCGCAGGCGCAGGCUCCUGUCACCCAGCAACAGCAACAGAGCGCUAACCUCCCCAUGAAUACUCUGGGGCCCCCGCUGGGCCCUCAGCUAGCCUCCUCCCAAACCCCCUUGCACUCCACGCCUCCACCCACUGCUUCUUCAGCCUCCACGGCUGGGGUGGCCACUAACCUGCCACACCCCCAGUCCUCCAGCCGCAGCUCCACCCCCACCCUCCCCGUCCCGGCCCCAGCCCAGGGGGCCACCCCACCCUGCCCCUCUCAGCCCCAACCCCAGCCGGAGCCCCCUGCAGCCGCACAGACGCAGCCCCUGACUCAGCCCCCUACCACGCCGCUCUCCCAACCAGGGGCCAGUUUGGAUAACAGAGUUCCCACACCUGCCUCUGCCGCCAGCGCCGACCUGCACUCGCAGCACGUCGGAGCCGACCUGCCUGCCCAGGAGAUCAAAGCGGAAACACAAACUGACCAACAGGAGUUUGAAGCUGCUGGUGGGAAAAUUGAACCCAAGACGGAGGGUGAGAACGACUCCAACUCUGGCGGGGUGAAGAAGGAGGAGUUGGAGGAAAAGCCAGAACCAAUGGAGGUGGAGGAGAAAAAGCCGGAAAUGAAGACAGAACCCAAAGAAGAGGAGGACAACGGAAGCAAUGGCACAACCUCCUCAUCUCCCUCUCAGUCACGGAGGAAAAUAUUCAAGCCUGAGGAGUUGCGGCAGGCUCUGAUGCCGACUCUGGAGUCUCUGUACAGGCAGGACCCGGAAUCGUUGCCGUUCAGACAGCCUGUAGACCCCAUGCUCCUUGGUAUCCCUGAUUACUUCGAUAUAGUUAAGAACCCCAUAGAUCUGUCCACAAUAAAGCGUAAGCUGGACACCGGACAGUACCAAGAGCCUUGGCAGUACGUGGACGACGUGUGGCUGAUGUUUAACAACGCCUGGCUUUACAAUCGCAAGACAUCCAGAGUCUACAAGUACUGCUCUAAGCUGGCAGAGGUUUUCGAGUCGGAGAUUGACCCCGUCAUGCAGGGUCUGGGCUACUGCUGCGGGAGGAAGUUCGAGUUUUCUCCUCAAACUCUCUGUUGCUACGGAAAGCAGCUCUGCACCAUACCCACCGGAGGAACUUACUACAGCUACCAAAACAGGUAUCAUUUCUGUGAAAAGUGCUUCAAUGAGAUUCAGGGAGACAGCGUGACGUUAGGAGAUGAUCCUGCACAGCCUCAGACAAUGAUAUCUAAAGACCAAUUUGAACGCAAGAAGAAUGACGUUCUGGACCCUGAACCGUUUGUUGAAUGUAAAGACUGUGGACGCAAGAUGCACCAGAUCUGCGUUUUACACUACGAGGUCAUAUGGCCUUCAGGAUUCAUCUGUGACAACUGUUUGAAGAAAGGAGGAAAAUCACGGAAGGAGAACAAGUUCACUGCUAAAAGGUUGCAAUCGACACGACUGGGAAUGUACAUAGAGGACCGUGUGAAUAAAUACUUGAAGAGACAGAACCAUCCAGAGGCCGGGGAAGUGUUUGUGCGAGUGGUAGCAAGCUCUGACAAAACAGUCGAAGUUAAACCCGGCAUGAAAGCCAGGUUUGUGGACACGGGUGAGAUGCCCGACACCUUCCCCUACAGAACCAAAGCACUUUUUGCAUUUGAGGAGAUUGAUGGUGUGGAUGUUUGCUUCUUUGGCAUGCACGUGCAGGAGUAUGGCUCCGAAUGCCCAUUUCCUAACACUAGGCGGGUCUACAUAUCAUACCUUGACAGUAUUCACUUCUUCAGACCUAGAAUGCUGCGAACGGCAGUGUACCAUGAGAUUCUUAUUGGCUAUCUUGAGUAUGUCAAAAAACUUGGUUAUACCCAGGGCCACAUCUGGGCUUGUCCACCCAGUGAAGGAGAUGACUACAUCUUCCACUGCCAUCCUCCUGAGCAGAAGAUCCCCAAACCUAAGAGGCUGCAGGAGUGGUACAGAAAGAUGUUGGACAAAGCUUUUGCUGAGAGGAUCUUGCAUGAUUACAAGGAUAUCUUCAAACAGGCGACUGAGGACCGACUGACCAGCGCCAAUGAGCUGCCAUACUUUGAAGGUGACUUCUGGCCUAAUGUGUUGGAGGAGAGCAUCAAGGAGCUGGAACAAGAGGAGGAGGAGAGGAAGAAGGAGGAGAACACCGCUGCUACUGAAACUCCAGAAGGUACACCAAGUGACAGCAAAAAUGCCAAGAAGAAGAACAACAAGAAGACUAAUAAAAACAAGAGCAGCGUGAGCCGUGCAAACAAGAAGAAACCCGGGAUGCCGAAUGUAGCGAAUGAUCUAUCCCAGAAGUUAUACGCCACCAUGGAAAAACACAAAGAGGUUUUCUUUGUGAUUCAUCUUCAUUCGGGGCCCAUGGCCAACACCCUCCCGCCCAUCGUGGACCCUGACCCCCUGAUCUCCUGUGACCUAAUGGACGGCCGUGACGCCUUCCUCACUCUGGCGAGGGAUAAACACUGGGAGUUCAGCUCCCUCAGGAGGUGCAAGUGGAGCACCAUGUGCAUGUUGGUGGAGCUGCACAACCAGGGACAAGAUCGCUUCGUCUACACCUGCAAUGAAUGCAAACACCAUGUGGAGACACGCUGGCACUGCACUGUUUGUGAGGACUUUGAUCUUUGCAUUAGUUGCUAUAACACGAAGGGCCACGAGCACCAGAUGGUCAAGUGGGGUCUUGGCCUGGAUGAUGACAAUAACGGCCAAAGUGGAGAAGCCUCCAAAAGCCCGCAGGAGAGCAGGCGUUUAAGCAUUCAACGUUGCAUCCAGUCUCUGGUCCAUGCUUGUCAGUGCCGCAAUGCCAACUGCUCUCUACCGUCCUGCCAGAAGAUGAAGAGAGUGGUGCAGCACACCAAGGGCUGCAAGCGCAAAACCAACGGAGGCUGCCCGGUGUGCAAGCAGCUCAUCGCUCUGUGCUGCUACCAUGCAAAACACUGUCAGGAGAACAAGUGUCCGGUCCCGUUCUGCCUGAACAUCAAGCACAAGCUGCGCCAGCAGCAGCUGCAGCACAGGCUUCAACAGGCCCAGCUAAUGAGGAGAAGAAUGGCCACGAUGCAGGGCAGAACCAUGCCCCUACCAUCCCCACCAGCCUCUGCCGCUCCCAGCACUCCCACACCCCAUACCCAACCCAACACUCCUCAGACGCCCCAGCAACCGCUGUCCAACCAGCCGCCAACGCCCAACUCGGCAGGCAUCAUGUCCCCCACUUUUCCCAGCACACCCCGUCCUGGGCCACCUCAAGCAAACGUCUCCCAGGGCAAACCUGGGCCCCAGGCCUCCCCCCUCCAUCAGCAGCAGUCCCCUCUCCCCCAGCCACCUCAGCAGCGACAGCAGCAGGCUCCCCUUGCUGCAAUCAAGAUGGCACACCACAUAGAGAUGAUGGCACAGGCCCAGCAGAACCAGCAGAACUACAGGGUCAACAUGAACAACUUAAAUGGCUUGCCUAUGAACGCCCAGCAGGCCCAGCAACGCAUGGCCGGACCGAUGCAGAUGGUGCAAGGACCCCGUGGGCCUCAGGUCAUGCAGCCCGCCCCGGGACAGUGGCCUGCAGCAGGAGGUCAAAUGUCGGCAGCUCAGAAUCAACAACCAGGAGUCGUCCCAAACCAGAAUCCACAGCAGGCUAUGACGGUUCAGCGAGCCAUGAUGGCCCCUGGGCAACAAAGUCAGCAGGGUCAGAGGAUGUUGAUACCACAGCAACCUGGUCCUCGGCCACAAACUCCCCAAAGAACAGGUACUAUCCCCCCAAAUGCUCUUCAGGACCUUCUCCGUACUUUGAAGUCCCCAAGCUCACCUCAACAACAACAGCAGGUCCUCAAUAUCCUGAAGUCAAACCCUCAACUAAUGGCAGCUUUCAUCAAACAGCGAACAGCCAAGUAUCAUGCCAGCCAGCCGCAGCAGCAGGCCGGCCAGCAGCAGCAGCAACCGUCGCAGCAGCAGCCUGGCCUGCCAACAAUGCAGACCAUGGCUAUGCCAGGAGGGCCGGUGCAGAGGGCUGCCAUGCCUCCCCAGCAGCCUCAGCUGGGUCCAGGGCAGCUGAUGAAUGCGGCACACAGCACCAACCCACAGAUCCAGGAGCUCUACCGUCGGCAGCUACUACGGCAACAGCAGCAGCAGCAGCAACAACAGCAGCAGCAGCAACCGCCGCAGCAGCAAGGAGUGAUGCCACAGGGCCACCUGAGUCAGUUUGCAACCCAACAACAGGGGAACCCUGCUAUGUACUCCCAUCUUCGCAUGCAGCAGCAACAGCAGCAGCAGAUAACCAUGCAGGCGGGGGGCGGAGCAGCUGGCGUGACCAUGGGUCAGCUUCCACCAAUGUCUCAGAUGGCCCAGCCCGGGAUGGGUAUGGACUCCCCUCAGAACAUCGUCCAUCAACGGCUGGUUCAGCAGCAGGCGCAACUCCCCCAGCAGCAGCAGGCGGUCCUCAAGCAGCAGAUGGGCUCCCCAGCCCACCCGAGCCCCAUGAGCCCCCAGACGCACCUACUGACUGGCCAAGCUCAGGGUGCGGCCCACCUCCCAAACCAAUCAGGAUUGGCAAACGCCCUCAGCAACCAGGUUCGUUCCCCUGCGCCUGUCCAGUCCCCCUGCCCCCCGACGCAGCCACAGCCUCCACAUUCCAGUCCUUCGCCGCAAGUCCUAAACCAACCGCAACCCUCCCCCCAACACCCGUCCCUGCCGCUCUCAGGUUCCCCCCACACGGUACUGGGCGGCCCACUGUCGCUGGACCAGGGACACUUGGGAACACCAGAGCAGAGCGCAAUGCUUCCGCAGCUUAACACCCCCAACAGGGGAGCGCUGAGCAACGACUUGGGGUUAGUGGGAGAUGCUACAGGGGACACACUGGAGAAGUUUGUGGAGGGAUUGUAGCAUAUUUUUUUUUAAACUGGGAGGAAGAACUCUUUCUCUCACGGUUCCACAUCCUCCACAGUCGUCCUCUCAGACUCUAGACCCCAUUUGAGGGCUUUGUUUGUUCUUUCUAAAAUAAAAAAAAACUGUCUUUUUGUACUGAAAUGUAAAAAUUUUCAAUUGUGUGAGGGGAGGAAAAGUGGAAUAAGAUAAGACACGGUCAACAAAAAAACUAAAACUCUUCUUUGGAAUGUAAUAGUUUCCUGAACCUCAACCGUUGGGUUUUUCUUCCUUAAGAUCUUGAGGGAUUUGCAAGUUUCUUCUUAAAGUGAAAUUAAAUCGCAAAGAAUAUAUUUUUGGUUGAGACCAAAUGUGUUCAAGUACUCAGUUUAUUUUCGUUUGUGGUAUGGUUUCAUGCCUUUUCUUUAAUUUUUUUUCCUUUUUCUUUUUUUAAGAAAAUGUACAAUUGCAUUAUAUCAUUCAUAUCUUUAUUUUGUACCUUUUGGAAAAAAAAUGUAAAGCGUUUUUGUGUUAAAACUGUAAAAUACUUUUGUCUGGGAAUGGGGACAGGUUUGUUUUCUCUUGGCGAGCUGUCAGCCAUGACAGUUCUAAUCUAGUAUUGUACCAUUUCUGCCAGACGAUGCGUUCAGGGACAUCAACAGCUCCCUUUGUUUUGUUUUUCUUUGUGUGUGUGUUUAUGAAGAGCACUCUGUCAUAUUACAGUAGGAACUGGCCUGCAGCAGGUUUUGUACGCAGGUGCACAUGAAGACACUGACCCUCACAGUCACUAUUAGGAACACUGCUUCGACUGGUUUUCACCAAGGACUGCAAAAAUCUCAAUAUGGAAAAUUUCUUCUGCUGGUGUAGAAAGUUGUUGACUUUCAAAAGAAAAUUUGUCAUGCCUUUUUUUUUUCUUUUUUGUCAUACAAAUGUAAAGUGUAAAGAGAGCGUGAGAAAGAGACCAGCCCCCUAAGCUGAGGUGGAAUGAUAAUGGGUUGUUUAUAGAAAACGAUCUCAAAUGAUUCCUAAAAGCCCCAACGUUUUUACACUAAGGUUGUGUGCUUUCAAAGGGUGAAGGGUAACAUUUGAGAUUUACCGUAAGGAGAACUAAUUGUCAUCGACCUUCAUUCCUCUCACAAACACUUGAAUUUGGGGGGGAUUUACUUUUUCUCCUAUUGUAAAUCAAGCUAUUAAGCAAAAUACUAUAAAUAUAAGCAAGAGAGAAUGAAAUCACUGUAUAAACUAGUAAAAGAUUCAUUUCUUACUUAUAUACCAUAUUGUUAAAUAAACUGUGUGCAACAGAAGAAAGCCAGUACUCUGUUGACUGAAUGAGGCAAUACUUCACUCUUGUGUCU